Messenger RNA from Eurypyga helias (sunbittern), 1472 nucleotides. Its product is annotated as PH and SEC7 domain-containing protein 3-like. The record is from RefSeq and is a predicted model, not a curated record. NCBI's taxonomy places the organism in Eukaryota, Metazoa, Chordata, Aves, Eurypygiformes, Eurypygidae. The annotation marks the transcript as partial. The transcript is spliced from 3 exons.
AUGCGUAGUGGCCAUGGAAGUAGCACUUUGCUCCCUCAUACCAUCAUCAAUGAAUUUCCAGAGUACGGCACCGUAGAGCCAAGUGGAGAUGUGCCGAGGACUUCAUCACUGCGCCAGGCCAAGCCUGUGAUUCACAGUCCAGAAAGAUGGGACAGUCACCUCUGGAUGCCUGGCAGGCCCCUUCCUCAGCAUGCAGCUCCUGCAGGCAAUUCAAGACCUGAUGCUGGGGCAGUGCGGCUGCGCGCCCCAGAAGAAGAUUUGAAGCCUGUGGGUAACUUGCCAGAGGUGAUGAAAAUCUCUCAACAACUGGAAGUAACAAAGGUGCAAGGGAGAGCAAAUACUCCUCUUGAUUCAGAGACGCAAAUGGAAAAAAAGAGCAUUACUGGCAGCCAAAAUGUGCAGGCAGCCAGAGAACCAGUUCCAGCAGGCCAAGAAAAACCCUCAGACGUGCCUUUUCCAUCUGAACAAACAGCUGAGGAAAAAAUGCAUUUGAUCAUAGAGAAAGAUCUGGCUGCAAUAUUGACUGGAGAAAAGCAGUCCGAGUCCUUGCAAGCCAUCAGUAAGAAAGCUGAGGAGGUCCAUGCAGCGCAAGAGACAAGCUGUCAUAGACCAUCUGUGACGAACCUGGAAGCAGCCAGCAGAGUGGAGAGGUGGGCACAAUUUGAGGAGUUUUCAGCUUACAGUCAAGGCAAAAUGCAAAUGGGUCCUGAGAGGAGGCUCUCUAAAGAGGCAGCUGUCAGCAAACAUGUAGAAUUUCAAGGCGUGGAGAUUUUAUGGCUGCAAAAAGCUGAGGAGCAGAGAAGAAAGAAGCACUUGCUGCUGGAGACUGUGUCUGUGGAGAGGAAAACGUUCCCCAAAACAGUCAGCCACCCUGCACCACCGAUGGUGUCCCCCGACUUAGUCUCCUUGCCGGACAGCACUUGGAGCGAGGUCUGUGAGGACCCGAGGCUGGGAUCCACUGCCUGUGGAGCUGCUCCUCUGGUGCUGCAUGAUGAAGGUGGGGAUGAUGAAGUUUUUGUGAAGGACAAGAACAGCUGCGGAGAGAAGGAGAUGACUGGGCUAGCGAGAGGCCAGGGCAGGCUGGUGGAAGAGAGGGAAGCAUCCACAGCAGGAUAUGAAGAUGUCCAUGGGCCUAGGCACUCCGACGUCUCCACUGAUCUGUACAGCUCACAGUUCGAAAACAUCCUAGACAAUGCAUCUUUAUACUACAGUGCAGAGUCGCUGGAGACAUUGUACUCAGAGCCCGAUAGCUACUUCAGCUUUGAGAUGCCACUCACUCCCAUGAUCCAGCAGCGCAUGAAGGAGGGCGGCCAGUUUUUAGACAGGACGUCAGCUUUGCAGCAGCCAGAUGUCCUGCAGCUUCCCCCUGAUAGGGAGGUGAAGGGCUGUGGUGAAGGCAUCAUCAAUGGCUUAAGGGAUGUAAGCGAAACACUCUUCAGAGGAGACGUCACGGAAGUCCCUCGUUUGGAAAG